CUCAGCUUGGAUGGGGCGGAGUCUCAGGGUGGCGCAGACAAACUUGGUUUCCGUCCGCCCCCCUAAGAGGGCCGGUUCCUCCGUGCCCGAAUUAAUGGCUGCGCGCCUCUGAGAUAAGGCUGCUCUCAAGCCUCGUCCGCUGCCAAACAGCCCAGUUUCUCCCCGACCGCAGCUGGACCUCAGUGCAGUCGGGCGGCCCUGCUUUUCUCCCAAACGAGAAAGCUCGCCACGCAGCGUCUGCUGCCCUCCCUCUCCGCGCGCGCGCGUGCGCCGCAAGCAAGCCUUCCCUGUAUUCAGCUGCCCGCCCUUUCCGCGCUCAGGGAUCUCCGCACCUCCACAGCUCCUGAGGCUCAGCGUCCCCCUCUCUGUUUUUCUCUAGUUAAACCAUCAAUAGUUUCUGAAUGACUGACUCAGUUUUUGGAUUCUAUUCUCAUGACCAAGCAAAUGUUUGACUUGAAACCAGCCUAGUAUAAAUGUCUCUGUGCCUCUAAUUCUGAAUCUAUUCCUGGAUUUCAGCACUAGAGAAACCCAUCAAAAAAUGUCUAAAACUGGAACAAAGAUUACUUUCUAUGAAGACAAAAAAUUUCAAGGCCGCCACUAUGACUGUGAUGGCGACUGUACAGAUUUCCACAUGUACCUGAAUCGCUGCAACUCCAUUAGAGUGGAAGGAGGCACCUGGGCUGUGUAUGAAAGGCCCAACUUUGCUGGGUACAUGUACAUCUUACCUCGGGGCGAGUACCCGGAAUACCAGCAUUGGAUGGGCCUCAACGAUCGCCUGGGCUCCUGCAGGGCUGUUCAUCUGUCUAGUGGAGGCCAGUAUAAGAUUCAGAUCUUUGAGAAAGGUGAUUUUAAUGGUCAGAUGUAUGAAACCACUGAAGACUGUCCUUCCAUUAUGGAGCAGUUUCACAUGCGAGAGGUCCACUCCUGUAAGGUGCUGGAGGGUGCCUGGAUUUUCAACGAGCUACCCAACUAUCGCGGCAGGCAGUACCUUCUGGACAAGAAGGAGUACCGGAAGCCCAUCGAAUGGGGUGCAGCUUCCCCAGCUGUCCAGUCUUUCCGCCGCGUUGUAGAGUAAUGACAUGGAUGAGCCAUAAGCUUCUUCCUGGGGGCCAAACGCUGGCUGGCCUUGUCAUCAAAUAGGCAUCAUAAAUAAAACAAUUGGCAUG
Molecule: messenger RNA, 1166 nt
Organism: Eptesicus fuscus (big brown bat)
Lineage: Eukaryota; Metazoa; Chordata; Mammalia; Chiroptera; Vespertilionidae
Gene: CRYGS
Product: crystallin gamma S
Exons: 4
Coding region: 539-1075 (178 amino acids)
Biological process (GO): visual perception; lens development in camera-type eye
Molecular function (GO): structural constituent of eye lens
Source: RefSeq, a predicted model, not a curated record